UCCGUUCAUUUGAAAAAUGGGUCAAAAUGAAAAAGGCGGCAUAAUCAAAAGAGCAAAAUAAGAAUAAUUCUUUGAGGAUUUCACCACAUGUCAUAACUAUGGGAAAACCGAAAAAGAAGAAAGAAUUCUUUGUUAAUCCUUUGAAGAACAAAAACAUAGGAUGGAGAUCAGGAAAGGACCUUCUCGCUGGAAAAGUCAUCCGAGUCAAUGAACAAGGAUUUGAAAACUUGGAAGAUUACUAUUCAGAAUCAGAUGCAGAUUUUACACAAGAUUUGACAGUCAAUGUUUCUAGGGUAACCAGAAACUCUAAAGAGAACAAGUACAAUAAGUCCAUUGCUGAGAACCCUAAAACAGAAAAUGAAACUCAAAAUACGAGAAUUGAGUCCAACCAAACAAGGUCACUUGUAUCAAGUCAGUCUUCCAAUAUGUUUGCAUGGCUCAAGAACAAAAACAUUGGAAGGAGAACAGGGAAGGACGUUUUGGCAGGGAAGGUGAUCACUAAAAACCGUCAGGGUUUUGACAAUAUUGAGGACUACUUCUCAGAAUCCUCUGAUGCAGAGAGCAUGUUUAUGUCCAGAAGUCGUAUCAGUGUAGGUUUAGAUAACACUGAUGUUGUAGAGAGGUCAUACCAUCGCAGCUCUGUCAGUUGUGUACCUUCAGCAACAACUGAUGAUCCAGCCGCUAAUGACAGUGAAGACAGCUACCUUACUGAUGGGAGGACUCCAAAAGCCAAUGUAACCUCUCCCAUUCCUGGCUCAGAAGGAGAGGAGGACACUCCAACUAACAAAUUGCACGAUAGCCAUGUCCAGGCAAAACUCUCAGGUAGAAAAGAUCAACAAACAUUAUCUCAGCAGGAGGUCAAAGAUCAAAGUUCUGAAAACCAGGACUCGUCUUCUGAUGAUGAAGAGGUUCAGUUUAAUUUGAAAAGUACUGAAAAAACCUCAGAGAUUACAGGAACAUCUGACCAGACAGAGGUGACUGCUGGUGUAGAGGAGAUGUCGGAAGACACAGCUCUCACUGAAAAAUCAGAAGACACAGCUCUCACUGAAAAAUCAGAAGACACAGCUCUCACUGAAAAAUCAACAGCUUUCAAUACUGACGAGCUCACAACCAUCCCAACUGAAAAGUCGUCAAAAAGUUAUAUUAGCAAUACAAUAAACAUCGGAGGAAAUGUGACAGGCUCCCUAACGAAGUCUGACGACCCAAGUCUGGAUUCAACAGGACCAAUCACCAGCUUCAAAACACGUAAAAAAUUGUCAUUCUCUGCCCUAGAGAAGAGCAUGAUGAUGAAGGAGAUACAGAAAAACAGAAGGAGUGCUAAUAAAGUGGCACCAGUGGUCAACAGUAACCCAUUCAACAAGUCUGUGGUCAAAUCAACAACAAGUUCUAUCAUUGAGGAUGUGGAGGACAGUAGUCAGCUCUCUGUUCCAGAGUCACUUGACCAACCAACUGACAUAUCUGUGGAAGAUGAGUUCAGGAUAGUGAGUGACGACUCUGUUUCAAAAACAACCAAAACAAAACAACAAUCCAAGGGAGCUGUGACAGGAAGGGAGAGAUCUCGGUCACAGAGGAGAAAGUCAAAUAAAAGGCAAGUAUCUGUAUCAAAAGAAGAAGCAAAGACCACUGAAGAUGAGAGUUUAGCAUCAGAGAAAGUGCAAACAGCAAAAUCAGUAGGAAAACACGUGUCACAAAUACAGGCAGUCAUAUCGCCUAAAGGUGGGGAGGAUAGGAUUGAAUCAAAUUCUCAAAAUACAGACAGAACAUUGAAGCGAAAAAGCUUGAAACGGAAAUCGGAUGGUGAUGUUUUCAUCCCAAAGAAUGAGCAAAUGGCAAAAUCGGUUGAAAAACAGAUUUCACGAAAAAAGUCAAUGGCCGCCACGAAAAGUGAUGAAGAAAAUAUUAAGAAUUCUCAGAAGUGCAGUAGAGCAUCAAAACAAAAAAACUUGAAACGGAAAUCAAAUGCCCUGGUUCCAACUAAAACAACUGAUAAUGAUACGAAUGAUGAAUGCAACGAAGGACAUGAAGAUUUGGUUGUAAAGCAAACAGAAGCUAAAAAGCAAAAAUCAACAUCUACCAAGAAGAGAGUGGUUUCUCAAGGAAAUGAAUCAAGAAAGGUAGAAUAUUCAUAUGAUUCUGACGAUAGCAGUGUAAUUAUUAAUGAAUAUGAAAAUGAAAUUGAAAAAAAAAUGAAAUCUAAGAGAUCGAAAGCAAUUAAGUCCAAUAAGUCCAAUGUAAAGUCGGGGAAACGUAUUAAAUCUGAAGGUGACCAGAAUUCAGAAUUAAACAGAAAUAAUUUGAAAAAGCGAAGAACAUUUGUAUUAGGUGAUUACGACUCAGAAACAAGUGAAACUCCUGAAAGCAGCCACAUGGACGGUAUGAAGAAAAAAUUGCCAAGUAAGGGUGAUUCAAAUGAUAGAGUGUCUAAUAUAUCCAAGGUCACAGACACAGGAAAAGUAACUACUAAAGGGCGACGGACAAAUACAGUUUCUCUUGUGAAAGAUCAAGGUGAAACUUCUCAAAGUAUGGUUUUAAAAAAUGAUGGGAAUAUUUCUGACAAUGUUUUUGGUGAUGAUUCGAAUAAAAAGGAAGAUGUCAUCAAAAAGCCACUUAAAAGGAUAGGAAGGAACAGUAGGAAAUCUUGUCCUGAAAGUAGAUCUAGCCCCUCCCACCCACCAAGUGUUUCAGGUGACAACAGGUCUGAUAAAAAGGAACAGCAAAACAGUAGAAAAUCUUGUCCAGGAGCUAGAUCUACCUCAUCUCUCCAACCAAACAAAAGGGACAACAUCAGUGUUGGUAAACCCAACAGGAAGAACAGCACAAAAUCUAGUACUGAAAGUAGAUCUUCUUCAACUCCCAUACCAAACAACAGAGACACCAGUAUUGUUGGUAAAACAAAGAGGAAGAACAGCACAAUAUCUCAUCCUGAGUCAGUACCUUCUCCAACUCCUCUUGAUGAUGAGGGUAGCAUCAUGGACCCCGACAAAUUACAAGAGCAUGAUGAGAUGUUACCUGCUGAGGACCUGACAGUUAAUGACUUACCUGGUGACAAUUCACCUGACGACAGUAUACCAGAGGAACAGGAAGAAGUUCAGGAAGCCCGUAGACCGAGAAGAGCGGUGGCAGCCAAAAGUAAACCAGAGAAGAAAACGAAAGGGAGACUUUUAUUAAAACAGACUCUGUCAAAGGAAAAAAUUAAGAAAGGAGUCGCUGGGAAAACAAAUGUGUUAAAAACUGGAAAAGGGGAGCCAAAGAAAGCUACCAAAGCAAAGGGUAAAAUCAAGGAAAAACAGGUGGUGGCACGUAAAACAAGAGUGUCAAAAUCUAAAGUUUCUGAAGCAAAGGGCAAAAGAGGGCAGAAAGUGAGCAUUGGGUUUGUGGAGGAAGAUUCUUUGGUUAAUACUCCAAGAGUCUUGCACAAUUCUCCUACUGCUUCAACGACAACAGCAAAGACAUCAGUUUAUAUCAACCAGAAAAACAACUCGCACUUAGAUGUGUCGGAAGAACAGGUAGUUGAUAACCUGGACGUUGAUGUCAAUGUUUCAGCUGUAAAGUCAUCAAGGAAAGACAAAUUACCAGCAAGGGACAGCAGUUCUUCAAAUAGAAAACCCAACAAACAAAAAGGUGGAAAAGGAAGUAAAGGUGCAAGUAAUAAAGAAAGUUUUAGAGAUGAUGAAAAGGAGGUUAGUGCUGUUGUAGAUUCUGACCCAGUGCCUGUUAAUGAUGAUAUGCCUAUGCUGUCACAUUCUAAUCUUCGCAGGAGCCAGCUAGCUCGCACUAUGCAAUCACCUCAAGGUUCUUGUACACCGUUUUCUGCAACACCAGGAUCAGAAUUCACUCUAACUAGAAGAGAAGAAAUGCUUCGAAGUGGUGUGUCGUUUCGUCAUCAGAAGAUGGCGCAGUCAGGAAAGAAAUCAACAUCACGAAAUAGUAGCAGAACAUCAGGUAAAGGAGAUACUGAGGUGUGCAGUGAAAAUGACUUUGAUGCUGGGCAUGAUAAAGAUGAUAAAGUAGAUUAUGAAGAUGAUGAUGGUGGUGGUGGUGAUGAUGUUGAUGAUGAUGAUAGUGAUGAUGAUGGAAAUGAUCUUCCCCAAGAUAUGAUGGAUGAUGUUUCAUUGGAUGUACAAGAGUCUUCUGUUGGUCAACAAAACACUUCUACCAAGGGACAGCUAUCAGGAACAAAGUCGAGACUGUCGUUAGCAUCAGCUGUCGUAUCAAAAUCUUGUCCUUCACCAGCAAAUUUGACUCCAUGCCUAGUGACCCCUGGUCGGAAGAGUUUGAGUAAAGGUCGUCGAGUCACCAUCAGCCACCAAGUCACAGAGGCUGUGUACGAUGUACCAUCUGAUUUGUCAUCCUCCGACUCGCCGGUAUCCUCCAAGACUAGUCAACGCUCCAGUAUUCCAGGUGGGGACAUGACGACAUACAUCUCCAUGUCGUCCACACCUAUACAUGUGUGUGAGCGGACUACAACAGAGACACCAAAGCCUUUCCAGAAGCCAGAGAAAUGCAAGAUCAUAAUACCAGAUCCAUCGCCCCCUAACGGUCUGAGGAGGUCACACAGGACUCGGGUUCAGACUUUGGAAUGGUACAAGAACGAACGAGUUGAUUACCAGUACAGGAAGUCAGGAGGAUUUGUUGUUGCUGGAAUCAUUCCAUCACAAGAAGCUAAAAUCUUAGAAAAAGAGCAGCAGAGGAGAACAGCUUUGAAGAAAGCUAGAAGUAAACAUAAAAAGAGGAGAAAUAAUGGUGAGUCACCUCCAAGGAAUCUAUCCAUGCAUACAGAGAUUCCAUCAGAUAUGAACCUGACGGUAUCGGAUGAAAUUCCUGUGGUCAAUCCAGAAACAGAUGAAGAAGUUUAUGUAGAGUGUUUUGCCAGUAAAGACAGUGGUGUAUUUGUGGGUCCAUCUGGUAAACCACCUACACCUGAAGACCCGUUUGUAAUGUCUCGAACCCUAGACCAGAAGGGGUUCGGUACUGGGGUGUUACUACUACGCCCCUUGCAGGAGAAGACAAUUCAGAUGGUUAGCCGAGGCACUCUGAUUUUCCUGUUAGAGCGAGGUGCCGUUACACUAACCAUACACAGAGCUUCUGUCGUCAUGGAGGCUGGCGACUCUGCCUUUGUUCCCAGAGGGAACACAUACAGCAUGAAAAAUCUACGCUCAGAAGAGGCAAAAUUUUCCUACACAGUUUUGAAGGAAGCGUGAUAAUACCAUGUGGAAACCUUAAACUUUGACCAUACAAUACACUUUGAUGACAUCGUACAUAAAACAGAUUCCCACGUGUGUUAUUCAGGCUCAAGUCCCAUCAUAUUAUUUUCUGAAAAAUCUAUCAGAAUCAAUCCCCUGUGUGAAGUAUAUGACAUCAAAAGGUUCUGGUUUGAUUAGUGUAGGAAUCAUUAUAACUGUUUUACAGGAGGAUUGCUUGGAAGGAUUUACCUGAACUUGUUUAUAGUCGAUGAGGCUAUACAUGUCAACAUAGACAGGAAGGCGACAACUCUUACACAAAAGAUGAUCGAUAAAGAUGAUGGCUUAAAUCCGAACUUUCAAUGUUUUGUAUUCUUCUUUUUUCUUCUUUGUUACCCCUCCCCCAAUUAGGUAAUCAUGAGUUAUUGAUGUUCCAUUUCAAAUACAAAUUACCCCUUAGUACAUUAUUUAUCUAUAGAAAGAUUUUUUAGUUUUUUUUUUUUUUUUUUAGACAAUAGACCAAUAUCUGAUCAUGUCUCCCUCAGCCUAUUUGAUUGUCCUACAAUAAGCCCACUCCCUAGCUACUUAGAGUGAAAUACAUGAUAGAUAUGGUAUGCAAACUAAAAUGAUAUCUGUUAUAAUUGAAAUAUAAACUGUUUAUUUAUGAAUAUAUACUUUCUGUCUUUGUGUAGUUCAGGCAUUUUCUGUCCAGUUCUACCAUCUGUACUGUUGAGUAGACUUACCUGAGGCACUAUUUACCACACAGUAAUACUAACAAAAUACUGUAGUUCGACAUCAUUACAGUCCUCUGGGACAGUCACUUUGUAUGUUGUUGUUUAUAUGUAUUUAAUUAUGGCGUUUGCUGACUUCUUACAACAUAAUAAAUUAUAUAGUAUCCAUGUUUGCACUUGUUUUCCUUUUCUCAUUGACUUGUUUUUGUCGUUAUAGAAACAAAGAGGAAGUAAGAUUAAACUAAAGAAGAUCUAAUAUAAGAUAUUCUUUGAAUGUUAAUUGAUAAAGAGGUGAUAUUCUGUAUCAAAAAGGAGAAACAAAACCUGUUGUUACUCUUUUAAAAUAAACUGUACAUUGUA
Molecule: messenger RNA, 6271 nt
Organism: Pecten maximus
Lineage: Eukaryota; Metazoa; Mollusca; Bivalvia; Pectinida; Pectinidae
Product: nucleoprotein TPR-like
Exons: 25
Coding region: 99-5201 (1700 amino acids)
Biological process (GO): spindle attachment to meiosis I kinetochore; kinetochore assembly; attachment of mitotic spindle microtubules to kinetochore
Cellular component (GO): kinetochore
Molecular function (GO): centromeric DNA binding
Source: RefSeq, a predicted model, not a curated record